UGCGAGGAAUCCUCCAAGAUAAGCCCGAUGGAAGACAAUGCAGCGAAGAUCAUCGGCUGCCAUGACAGCCUGCUGACGGACCCCAGGAUUGCGCAGGACUUCAGCGCAGAGACGGACGAGUUGCUGGCGGAGGCGGAGAACCUCUUCAAGGUGGGCGACGGAGAACUGGCCAUGGAGAAACUCAUCGCUCUAGAGAAAAAAUGCAGACAGGCAUACGACGGAAAUUCGACAAGCAAAAUUGUACGAUUUAUCCUGAACCAGUACAAGGUAGCAGGAGAUUACAAAAAGAUUAACGAAUAUCUGGUAUUCUUUAAUAAAAAGAGAGGACAACUUAAGAAGACCAUUAUCGAUAUGAUCAACCUAUGUAAGUUAUGGAUCCCGGAGGUGGAGAGUAAAACAGAUAAGCUUAACUUAAUUAACACCCUGUGUACAAUCAGUGAGGGAAAAAUAUUUGUUGAAGUGGAGCGCUCAGAAAUCGUGAGGGUAUUGUCCAAGAUUAAGGAGGAUGAUGGGAAUAUUGAAGAAGCUGCCAAUAUUUUACAGGACGUUCAAGUGGAGACAUUUAUAUCUAUGGAUAAAAGGGAUAAAACAGAAUACAUCCUGGAGCAGAUGAGAUUGGUUUUGUUAAGGAAGGACUUCAUUCGAUGCCAUGUAAUCAGUCGGAAGAUAAACCCCGCGCUGUUAAAAUCACCUGAGUUUGCUGACUUGAAGUUAAAGUACUUUAUGUACAUGAUAGAGUAUCAUAUUAAUGAGGAGGCGUACGCCGAGGUAGCCAAAUGUUACGAGGAACGAUUCAACACAGAACCCGUUUUGGCAGAUGCAAAUUUAUGGGUUGAAGAAUUAAAAUGCUACAUCAUCUUUUUAGCACUCUCCCCAUUUGAAGAUCAACAGACAAAAUUACCCAACUUACUAAAAACAGAAAAAAAAGUUAAAAGAAAUACCCGUCUUCCAAAAUAUCGUCGAGGAUUUUAUUAA
Molecule: messenger RNA, 975 nt
Organism: Plasmodium cynomolgi strain B
Lineage: Eukaryota; Apicomplexa; Aconoidasida; Haemosporida; Plasmodiidae
Product: 26S proteasome subunit p55
Exons: 2
Cellular component (GO): cytoplasm; proteasome regulatory particle, lid subcomplex; nuclear proteasome complex
Source: RefSeq, a predicted model, not a curated record